Hylaeus anthracinus is the source of this 2673-nucleotide messenger RNA. RefSeq names its product neuroendocrine convertase 1-like. The coding region runs from base 1 to 2004 and encodes 667 amino acids. Gene Ontology annotation, molecular function: serine-type endopeptidase activity. Lineage: Eukaryota; Metazoa; Arthropoda; Insecta; Hymenoptera; Colletidae. The record is from RefSeq and is a predicted model, not a curated record. Gene Ontology annotation, biological process: protein processing. The transcript is spliced from 14 exons. Gene Ontology annotation, cellular component: trans-Golgi network; Golgi membrane.
AUGAAAGGAUUAACAUUGCAGCAGGACUUUCUGUCACCCGCAGAUAAACUUGUGUCCUUGGUCCUGGGAUUCAAAGAUACGUACGUAUGGAUUAAGGACGACAGCUGCGGUCACAGGAAGCGAGGCGGGAUUCGCGCGACCAAAGCACUCAAUUCCAGCGUCAAGAUUAUUUGGGCGGAUCAGCAGCAGGUGAUCGAGCGGCAGAAACGCGAUCACGUGCCAUUUGCGAGCUGGGAAUCGGAGAAGCCUUUGAUAAGAGACAAGAGACUCGAAGUGGAUCGGUAUCGCUCAAACUCCAUAGAGGACAGCGAAGAAUGGAACGAAUUUUUGCCCGGCGAUCCCGAAGACCCGAAAUUGAUGUUCAACGACGAACUCUGGGAUCAAGAGUGGUACUUGCAAGAUACGCGAUCGAACAAAGUUCUCCCCAAGCUCGACUUGAACGUUCUACCCCUCUACCGACUGGGAAUAACUGGUCGUGGCGUUAGGAUCGCAGUCUUGGACGAUGGACUGGAGUACACGCACGACGAUCUACGGAACAACUAUGAUCCAUACAUUAGCUACGAUGUAAACGAGGGAGACAACGACCCCCUCCCAAGAUACGAGGUAACAGGGAUGAACGGUCACGGGACGAGGUGCGCCGGGGAAAUAGCGAUGGAGGCAAACAACCGGAAAUGCGGCGUGGGCGUCGCGUUCGAGGCCUCCGUUGGCGGGAUCAAGCUCCUCGACGGCGUGGUGAACGAUCGCGUCGAGGGCGAGGCGCUCGGAUACAAACCCGAAGCGGUGGAUAUUUACACCGCCUCCUGGGGACCCGCGGACGACGGGAGAAGCUUGGAGGCACCCGGUAGACUGGCCACGGAAGCGAUAGAAAGGGGCGUUAGGGUGGGACGUGAAGGGAGGGGAAGCAUUUACGUGUGGGCUUCCGGAAACGGUGGCUCCAAAGGGGACAAUUGUGGAUGCGAUGGGUACGUAGGAAGCAUUUACACGAUCGCUGUGGGCUCGGCCAGCCAAACCGGAAGAUUUCCAUGGUACGGCGAAAGUUGUGCUGCAACCAUGGCGACCACGUAUAGCAGCGGUGCUUAUCACGAUCAGAUGAUAGCGACCACAGACUUGAGGAACACCUGCACGACGCGACACACGGGCACUUCCGCAUCCGCGCCAUUAGCCGCGGGAAUACUGGCGCUGGCGCUGCAAGUAAACGAGAAUCUAACGUGGAGGGAUGUGCAGCAUCUCAUUGUGUGGACCUCGGAGUACAGUCCCCUCAGGGAGAAUCCAGGCUGGUUCCGAAACUCUGCUGGAUUUUGGUUCAACUCACGUUUCGGCUUCGGACUUAUGAACGCGUACGCGCUGGUCGCCGCGGGUUCCAAUUGGACCACCGUGCCGGACAAAACCAUCUGCAAAGUGGACGUCGCCAGAAUAAUCGACAGGAGCCUGGCUUAUGGAAACGCGAGGAGGGUGCGAUUCGAAGUGGGCGACGAGUGCCGCUCAACGGGGAACGAGAUAACGUUUUUGGAACACGUGGAGAUCGAGGUCAGCCUCGAGUACAGUCUUCGCGGCGCUCUUCAGAUGCAUCUCGCUGCACCCUCAGGGACAAGGGUGGAGAUCCUGAAGCCGAGAAAAUUGGACAGCUCGAGUGCCGGUUUCGCGAAGUGGAAAUUUAUGUCCGUCGCAUCGUGGGGAGAAGAUCCGCGCGGCGUCUGGAUCCUAGACAUCCGCGACGAGAUCGGUCCAGCAGGGAAUAGCGGCACAAUGGGAACGUUUGCAUUGAUUCUACACGGGACGAGCGAAAUGCCACGGUAUCGUGAAAACGGGCCGAGAAUAUACAAUCAGCGGUACAAUCGACUUCGAAAAACUAAUGAACCCUCUGACGUAAAAGGACCAAUGGACGACAUGCUCAAGAGCAAACACGAGGGUCCCGAGCCACGAGUCCUCGAAACAAACGACAUCUAUGAAGAACAAUUGAUCGAGCAACUUUUACCAGUUUACAUUGAAGAAUCUCGUGUUUGAAGAAGUCACUACAGUCACUCCAACAAGUAUCCGUACCCCCUACGUUUAUUAAAGAACUCUGUCUAAAUUAAACGACACCUUUAAUAUUUUCAAAUAAAUCCUUCAUUAUCCAUAUGUACACAAAUAGACUUUACACGUUUAUAUACUCGCAAUAAAAAAAUUUUUGGAAACAUUAAACCUAUCAUUUAAUUUAGACAAUGUCCUUCAAUAAACAAAAAGGAUACGAAUAUUUAUAUUUGAUUACUAACACCCUAUGCCUCCCAGAAAUAAAAAAGAGCCUACAACGUGGUGUCAUGUAGGACAUUUCCUUCACUACUGUUCACCAAACACCUGGCCAUCGUUUGCGUUAAAUAUAACACGGUCAAACGAUGUUCACCGGCUAGAUGUCCCACCAUGAUGUCGUAUUACGGCUCGAACAACAUCCUAAAGCACUUGUUUUCCAUGUUCACGCACACCGAACCAUCUAUACACCGCCUUUGUAACAGCUUACCGUUCUGCAACGCACAGCAAACAAACACCGAAUUUCAGGGAGGCGUCGUGAGCCUGGGGUUCCUACUUUACGCCGAAAUAGGACCAGUUUUGACACAAUAUUCAAAUUUUGUUGUCUGUGACAGUUCGCAAAAUGUAACGAAUAACGAAAAGAUUGUUUUGAGUUUACACAAUUUAAGA